GUGAUGCCAUGGCUGCUGCGAGCUCCAGCAGGGCCAGGGCUGGGCCGCCCUGCGAGAAGUCCCAGCUCUCCGUGAAAGUGGUGUCCGUGAAGCCCAAGGCGCACAGCCGCCCGUCGCGGAUGAACUGCUAUGUGGAGGUGGCGGGCGACGGGCUGCCCAGCGAGACCAAGAAGACGGGGAAGCAGAUGGGGAGCUCUGAGCUGCUGUGGAACGAGAUCCUCAUCCUGAACGUCACGGCUCAGAGCCACUUGGACCUGAAGGUGUGGAGCUGCCAUACCCUGAGGAACGAGCUGCUGGGCACCGCCUCCGUCAGCCUCGGCAACCUGCUGAAGAGCGGCGGGAAAUUGGAGAACAGGCAGCUGACCCUGGACCUGCAGACGGAGAACAAAGGCAGCGUUGUCUCCGGCGGAGAGCUGACGAUUUUCCUGGACGGGCCUGCUGUUGAUCUGGGAAGCCUGCCUAAUGGCAGUGCCGUGACAGAGGGUGAGUGCCGCCCGUCUCCGCAUGCAUGUGGCGGCUCUGAGCACGAGGCGGUGAGCAGUGGCGGGGAGAGGAGUGGGGCUGAGAGCACAGCUCCCGGGACCUCUGAGCAAGCGUCCGAGUGCCAGCAGCCGCCUCCUCUUCCAGGGUCCCAGGUGCCUGGACGGGACCCCAGCAGCACGGCUGCAGCCGCAGAGGGCAGACACCAGCCUCCCAGUACAAACUGCUUUGGAAGCCGACCAAGGACGCACCGACAUGUGGCUGGAGCGGCCAGGCAAAACACGGGGAGUGGAGAGCAAAGUCCCAGCGCCAGGAGCCGGCACCGUCAGCAGGCCAAGAGCACACAGCAUGCCAGCAUGGCCAACGGCAUGGCCAAUGGCACGGCCAAUGGCACAGUGAAUGGAGACACAGCGGGUGCUGUGGACAUCGAAGAGGAAAGGCCAGCAGCAGGAGCAACUGUACCGACUGUGACGGCGUUGAGCGUGGCUGACAGCUCCGUCGCUCCUGCCCUUCCUGCCCUGCCCACCACUGGAGAGGCAGAGGAGGCAGCCUCUGGCUCCAGCGCCCCGCCGGCCCGGGCAGCGGUGCUAGCCCUGGAUGCUCUGCCCCCCGGGUGGGAACAGCGAGAGCUGCCUAAUGGUAGAGUCUACUAUGUAGACCAUAACAACAAGACCACCACGUGGGAGAGACCCCUUCCUCCAGGGUGGGAGAAGCGCGUGGAUCCUCGAGGCAGGUAUUACUACGUGGACCACAACACCCGGACCACCACGUGGCAGCGCCCCACGGCCGAGUAUGUCAGGAACUAUGAGCAGUGGCAGUCCCAGCGAAACCAGCUCCAAGGAGCCAUGCAGCAGUUCAGCCAAAGAUUCCUGUACCAGUCGUCCGGCACCCCGUCCGACAAUGACCCUCUCGGUCCCCUUCCUCCCGGCUGGGAGAAGAGACAGGACAAUGGGCGAGUGUAUUACGUGAACCACAACACGCGGACCACCCAGUGGGAAGACCCUCGCACGCAGGGGAUGAUCCAGGAGCCGCCGCUGCCGCCCGGCUGGGAGAUGAAGUACACGAACGAGGGCGUGCGCUACUUCGUGGACCACAACACUCGCACCACCACCUUCAAGGACCCGCGCCCUGGAUUCGAGUCUGGGAGCAAGCAGGGUGGCUCCCCAGGGGCGUAUGACCGGAGCUUUCGCUGGAAGUACCACCAGUUCCGCUUCCUCUGCCACUCGAACGCGUUGCCCAGCCACGUGAAGAUCAGCGUUUCCCGACAGACGCUCUUUGAGGACUCCUUCCAGCAGAUCAUGAACAUGAAGCCGUACGACCUGCGGCGCCGCCUGUACAUCAUCAUGCGAGGAGAGGAGGGCCUGGACUACGGCGGCAUCGCUAGGGAGUGGUUCUUCCUCCUGUCCCACGAGGUGCUCAACCCCAUGUACUGCCUCUUCGAGUACGCUGGCAAGAACAACUACUGCCUGCAGAUCAACCCUGCCUCCUCCAUCAACCCUGACCACCUCACCUACUUCCGCUUCAUCGGCCGCUUCAUCGCCAUGGCUCUGUAUCAUGGGAAGUUCAUCGAUACCGGCUUCACGCUGCCCUUCUACAAGCGGAUGCUGAACAAGCGGCCCACGCUGAAGGACCUGGAAUCCAUCGACCCCGAGUUUUACAACUCCAUCGUCUGGACCAAGGAGAACAGCCUGGAGGAGUGCGGCCUGGAGCUGUACUUCAUCCAGGACAUGGAGAUUCUGGGCAAGGUGACCACCCAUGAGCUGAAGGAGGGCGGUGAGAGCAUCCGGGUGACGGAGGAGAACAAGGAGGAGUACAUCAUGCUGCUGACGGACUGGAGGUUCACGCGGGGCGUGGAGGAGCAGACCAAGGCUUUCCUGGACGGCUUCAACGAGGUGGUGCCGCUGGAGUGGCUGCGGUACUUCGAUGAGAAGGAGCUGGAGCUGAUGCUGUGCGGCAUGCAGGAGAUCGACAUGAACGACUGGCAGAAGAACACCAUCUACCGGCACUACACCAAGAACAGCAAACAGAUCCAGUGGUUCUGGCAGGUGGUUAAAGAGAUGGACAACGAGAAGAGGAUCCGGCUGUUGCAGUUUGUGACGGGGACCUGCCGCCUGCCCGUCGGGGGGUUCGCGGAAUUAACAGGCAGCAAUGGGCCCCAGAAAUUCUGCAUCGAUAAAGUUGGCAAAGAGACGUGGCUGCCUCGGAGCCAUACAUGCUUCAACCGUCUGGAUCUCCCUCCCUACAAGAGCUACGAACAGCUGAAGGAGAAGCUGCUUUAUGCGAUUGAGGAGACGGAAGGAUUUGGACAGGAGUGA
Molecule: messenger RNA, 2795 nt
Organism: Nipponia nippon (crested ibis)
Lineage: Eukaryota; Metazoa; Chordata; Aves; Pelecaniformes; Threskiornithidae
Source: RefSeq, a predicted model, not a curated record